AUGGUCAACGGGGACAUGGCAUCCAAGAGAAGACGGUUCUUGUUGGCUACGCUUGCAGUACUCAUAGCAACCAUCGACCUCAAGCCUACCAUACAGGCGUCCUACCAGACUCCGGUUAUGGAAGCGGUGGAUACUCUCCGGCAUACCUACGAUAAACCCACGGAGCUGUGUAUGGAGACUCGAAUUCAGCUGCGAAGACUGGACUAUCGCCUUUCUCAUAACGCCUACUUGCUCAUCACUACGCACUUUAUCUUCCUGAGCUGGUUCCUCGGUGCUGUCAAUUCAGCAAUUUUACGUUCGCACCUUUUCACAAUUUCGAAAAUAUACGCAUUACCAUGGAGUUCAAGUGGUCUCGGGUUUGUCAUGAUGGGCUACAUGCAUGGAAGACGGAAGUAA
This is a messenger RNA of Alternaria burnsii, 396 nucleotides long. RefSeq lists its product as uncharacterized. Lineage: Eukaryota; Fungi; Ascomycota; Dothideomycetes; Pleosporales; Pleosporaceae. The transcript has a single exon. The record is from RefSeq and is a predicted model, not a curated record. Bases 1 to 396 code for a protein of 131 amino acids.